AUGGAGAUUAUUCCUUGUCUUCCAUACGAUGUAGGGAUUGAAUGUUUGAUAAGGGUACCUUAUCAGGAUUUCUCCUCUGUUGCAUCAGUCUGCAGCACUUGGAAGCGUGAUAUUGAGCUGCCGGAGUUUUGGCGCCGCCGGAGAGCUUCUGGCUCGGCUCGAAAAGUCGUUGUGAUGGCACAAGCCCAGGUUGAUCCGAGGCAGAAACUCGGAACCAUGAAGUAUUCGGCUACACCUGCUUACCGGCUUACAAUUUUUGAACCAGAAAGGGGUUAUUGGACCGAGUUGCCUCCGAUGCCCGAAUACUCCGAUGGGCUACCGAUGUUUUGCCAACUAGUUGGAGCUGGGUUGAACCUGGUGGUGAUGGGCGGGCUGAAUCCGGUGACUUGGGAGGUUUCCAAGGCGGUUUAUGUUUACAAUUUUAUUUCAGCCACUUGGCGACGGGGGACUGACAUGCCAGGUUGUCAAAGAUCAUUCUUCGCUUGUGCGUCAGAUUCUGAUCGGAUGGUGUUUGUGGCGGGUGGACAUGAUGGUGAGAAAUGUGCAUUGAAAUCCGCUAUGGCAUAUGAUGUGAUAAAUGAUAAAUGGACCCACCUACCUGACAUGGCAAGAGAGCGCGACGAAUCCAAAGGGAUUUUUCACCGUGGCAAAUUCCAUGUCAUCGGAGGAUACUCCACAAACAUGCAAGGUAGGUUCGAGGCUAGUGCAGAAUCAUUUGAUAUCUUCACUUGGCAAUGGGACCAAGUUCACGAAAACUUCUUGGAAGCUAGCACGUGUCCAAGGCAUUGCGUGGAUUGUGCGGACGGAAAAUUAUACAUGUCUCGAUCUAUUGAUGUGUCAGCACGCAUAGAUUGUACGUGGAAAAUUGUAAGCGAGCUACCACUCGAUUUACUAAAUACAGCAUACAUGACAGGGUGGCAAGACAAAUUGUUGGUGAUUGGGUCCCCAAGAUUCGGAGCUCCUUAUAGAGCCUAUUUAUUGGAUACGAGAACUCUCGAGUGGGAAGAAAAGGGAGCGCCUGAGGCAUUCUCCGGUCAUGUUCAAUCCGGAUGCUACCUAGAGUUGUAA
Fraxinus pennsylvanica is the source of this 1068-nucleotide messenger RNA. The record is from the annotation of a GenBank genome assembly. NCBI's taxonomy places the organism in Eukaryota, Viridiplantae, Streptophyta, Magnoliopsida, Lamiales, Oleaceae.